CUUACAAAAAAAAAAAAGAGAAUGGCAGAGUUCAAAAUUUUAGCUCAUUUCCCGUCUAUGCUACACGGUUCUUAUUAUGGGGUUCUUGACAUAGAAUCUCCCGCAGACGAGUUCGUUAAAUAUUUUACCAGAAAGAGAGAAUGGAAGUGCUACAAUCAUGAUUCAAUUUCUGCUGUGGAGUUGAGGUUCCAAAUCGAGUCAGAGAAUUUGGAGAAAAAAACAGUGAAGAUGAGCAUAUUUUGGUAUCACAUCUCGGACUUCUUCAAGAAGAUCGAAGCAACAUUCACCGUCACUCCUACGAGAGACAUGAUACCUAGCAGCCUGGCGUGGUCCGUCGAUUUCGAGAAGAUUAGCUAUGACAUAAUAGAUCCAAUGUGGAUCGUCAGCACUCUACUCGAAUACAUCAGGUCCACCGAUGUCUAUAAUCUUUAUGAACUAAAUCAUAAGGUCAACUCCAUUGACACUGAUUAUACGGCGGACGAAUGCUUUAAAGCUUUCAUCGGAGCAUCUAAAGAUGAUGCUGAGGUGGAGAUCGAUGCUGAGGACUGGGAGAGUAGGACAACUACGAUAAGUGUGAGGAGCUCUCAUUUGUUGAUGACUAAGUACAAGAAGCUCAAAGUAACCACCACUAUUAUUCCUAAGGAAGACUAUAACUGUUGGGUAAGCUUUGAUAGCUUGAAGCUCAAGAUAUCCUUUAUCAAGUUGGAUAAGGAUAAGACAAGCUUUCAUAUAUAUCUAGUAGCAUUAGGAGUUAUAUAUAACUAUUAG
This is a messenger RNA of Brassica oleracea var. oleracea, 768 nucleotides long. RefSeq lists its product as uncharacterized. The transcript is spliced from 3 exons. The coding region runs from base 22 to 768 and encodes 248 amino acids. The record is from RefSeq and is a predicted model, not a curated record. NCBI's taxonomy places the organism in Eukaryota, Viridiplantae, Streptophyta, Magnoliopsida, Brassicales, Brassicaceae. Gene Ontology annotation, biological process: defense response.